Messenger RNA from Apodemus sylvaticus (European woodmouse), 2315 nucleotides. It is a transcript of the gene Gatm, whose product is annotated as glycine amidinotransferase. Gene Ontology annotation, molecular function: amidinotransferase activity. The coding region runs from base 87 to 1358 and encodes 423 amino acids. The transcript has 9 exons. Gene Ontology annotation, biological process: creatine biosynthetic process. The record is from RefSeq and is a predicted model, not a curated record. Gene Ontology annotation, cellular component: mitochondrion. Lineage: Eukaryota; Metazoa; Chordata; Mammalia; Rodentia; Muridae.
CGGCGCGCGCGGCCGCUGGCUGGGAGCUGGCGCGAGCUUGGCCACUAUAGGACCUUGUGCACGCGGAGCAGCGGAGACCGGGGACGAUGCUGCGGGUGCGGUGUCUGCGCGGCGGUAGCCGAGGCGCCGAGGCGGUGCACUACAUCGGCUCUCGACUUGGAGGAUCCUUAACAGGAUGGGUGCAGCGAACUUUCCAGAGCACCCAGGCAGCGACAGCUUCCUCCCAGAAUUCCUGUGCAGCUGAAGACAAGGCCACCCAUCCUCUGCCCAAGGACUGCCCUGUCUCCUCUUACAAUGAAUGGGACCCUUUAGAGGAAGUGAUAGUGGGCCGAGCUGAGAAUGCCUGCGUCCCUCCAUUCACAGUGGAGGUGAAGGCCAAUACAUAUGAAAAGUACUGGCCAUUUUACCAGAAAAAUGGAGGUCUUUAUUUUCCCAAAGAUCAUCUGAAGAAGGCUGUUGCUGAGGUGGAAGAGAUGUGCAAUAUUUUAUCAAUGGAAGGAGUGACCGUGAGGCGGCCUGACCCCAUCGACUGGUCACUGAAGUAUAAGACUCCUGAUUUUGAGUCUACAGGUCUAUACAGUGCAAUGCCUCGAGACAUCCUGAUGGUUGUGGGAAAUGAGAUUAUAGAAGCUCCCAUGGCUUGGCGCUCACGCUUCUUUGAGUACCGAGCAUACAGGUCACUUAUCAAAGACUACUUCCACCGCGGCGCCAAGUGGACAACGGCACCCAAGCCCACAAUGGCUGACGAACUGUAUGACCAGGAUUAUCCCAUCCAUUCUGUGGAAGACAGACACAAAUUGGCCGCUCAGGGAAAGUUCGUGACGACUGAGUUUGAGCCUUGCUUUGAUGCUGCUGACUUCAUUCGAGCUGGAAGAGAUAUUUUUGCGCAGAGAAGCCAGGUUACAAACUACCUGGGCAUCGAGUGGAUGCGCAGGCAUCUUGCUCCGGACUACAGAGUACAUAUCAUCUCCUUUAAAGACCCCAACCCGAUGCACAUCGAUGCCACCUUCAACAUCAUUGGCCCUGGUCUUGUGCUCUCCAACCCUGACCGUCCCUGUCAUCAGAUUGAUCUUUUCAAGAAAGCAGGAUGGACCAUAGUUACUCCUCCAACACCAGUCAUCCCUGAUGAUCAUCCCCUCUGGAUGUCAUCCAAGUGGCUUUCCAUGAACGUCUUGAUGCUAGAUGAGAAGCGCGUGAUGGUCGAUGCCAAUGAAGUCCCAAUUCAAAAGAUGUUUGAGAAGCUGGGCAUCAGCACCAUUAAGGUUAACAUUCGAAAUGCCAAUUCCCUGGGAGGAGGCUUCCACUGCUGGACCUGCGAUGUCCGGCGCCGAGGCACCCUUCAGUCCUACUUUGACUGAGCAGGCGUGGUGUGGCUUGGGGCAUAGCCGCAGAUAUACCUAAGAAGCAGCAAGGCCCUUCUCUCUCUUUAACAAAUGCAUGAACUGUAGUGCUUUGAACAAUCACAUCUUUAACAGGGUUCCCAAGCCUGAGUUACCUUUUGUUGACGUAAGGAAGAUAACUUUUGAUAGGUCUUACUUUCUUCUCCUAAAGUUAUUUACUAUUUGGCUUCAAAUAUAAAAGUUGAGUAAAUGUACCAAGGCAAAAAUUAGUCAUUUGAGUAACUUGGCCGCUAAUAUUUAACCAUCUACCUCUGUUUUUAAUUUUCUUUCCUAAAGGCAGCUUGAAAUGUCGGUCCUAACCUUGUCUUUUUUUUUUUCCUCUUUGGUGGACUUGUGAAUGUUCAUAUUACUUCUUUUUUCCCAAAUGGGACAAAGACUUAGGCAAAAAACAUGGAUCCUAAGUAAAAUCAAAUUAUUUGUCUCUUUUUCUGAAAAAAAAUAAAUUUGGAUUUUUAAUUUUUUUAAAUAACCUAUGCAAACACUGAAAAAAAAAUGAAGCAGCUUUUCCAUGAAUGCUUUUAACAUUCUUGUGUCAACAUUUGAUACUAAACUCUCACCUCUUACCUCAUCUCAAAUGGAUUAUCCUUCCUUCUGUCCUUCCUUCCUUCUGUCCUUCUUCCUGUCUCCCUUCCUUCCUUUCCUCCUUCAUUCAGAGUAGUGCUUAGUGUGACAGAGUGAAACUUGUAGUUCCCAUUCCUAACAGCUGAUGUUCAAUAUCUAACAGGUGUAAUGGCAUCUUUGGUAAUCUAAGACUUGUUUACAUAUUUGCAAAUUAUUUAAGGCAUAGAGUUUUAAAGCAUUUUUUAAAUACUAAUGCAGGUUAAAGAAAUACAUGUGACAUGAAAUAAUUUUAAUGUUGGAUAUUGUAUUUGUAUUUUUAUUCUAAUAAAAUUUUGUGUUCCAGAUUGGAUUUUA